Messenger RNA from Bubalus bubalis (water buffalo), 2985 nucleotides. RefSeq names its product kelch like family member 41 (gene KLHL41). The record is from RefSeq and is a predicted model, not a curated record. Gene Ontology annotation, molecular function: protein binding. The coding region runs from base 97 to 1917 and encodes 606 amino acids. NCBI's taxonomy places the organism in Eukaryota, Metazoa, Chordata, Mammalia, Artiodactyla, Bovidae. The transcript is spliced from 6 exons.
GGCAGAGCACACUGAUCUGCCUUUUUACUGCUAGACCUGUGUGCUGUGAGGAGCUAAGGCCUUAGUGUCCCCUUCCUUACCCAGGUUACUCACAAAAUGGAUUCCCAGCGGGAACUCGCAGAGGAACUGCGGCUUUACCAAUCCACCCUUCUUCAGGAUGGUCUAAAAGAUCUCCUGGAUGAGAAAAAAUUCAUCGAUUGCACCCUAAAAGCAGGUGACAAAAGUCUUCCUUGCCACAGAUUGAUUUUGUCAGCUUGUAGUCCUUACUUCCGUGAGUAUUUUUUAUCUGAAAUUGAUGAGGCGAAAAAAAAGGAGGUAGUACUAGAUAAUGUGGAUCCUGCUGUACUGGAUUUAAUCAUUAAGUACCUAUACUCUGCCAGUAUUGAUCUCAACGACGGAAACGUGCAAGAUAUUUUUGCAUUGGCCAGCCGCUUUCAGAUCCCCUCCGUGUUCACGGUCUGCGUUUCUUAUCUUCAGAAAAGACUUGCUCCUGGUAACUGUCUAGCUAUUCUAAGAUUAGGACUUCUUCUUGACUGCCCGAGACUUGCCAUCUCUGCCCGUGAAUUUGUGUCUGAUCGCUUUGUACAGAUUUGUAAGGAAGAGGACUUCAUGCAACUGUCUCCGCAGGAGCUGAUCUCAGUCAUUUCCAAUGACAGCCUAAAUGUAGAAAAGGAAGAAGCAGUAUUUGAGGCAGUGAUGAAAUGGGUGCGAACAGACAAAGAAAAUAGGGUUAAAAACCUUAGCGAAGUGUUUGAUUGUAUUCGUUUUCGCCUUAUGACAGAAAAAUAUUUUAAAGAUCAUGUUGAAAAAGAUGAUAUAAUUAAAAGCAACCCAGAACUCCAGAAAAAAAUCAAAGUUCUCAAAGAUGCCUUUGCAGGCAAACUCCCAGAACCUAGCAAAAACACAGAGAAGGCUGGGGCUGGUGAGGUGAACGGUGAUGUUGGUGAUGAAGAUUUGCUUCCUGGUUACCUGAAUGAUAUUCCCAGGCAUGGAAUGUUUGUCAAGGACCUCAUCCUCUUGGUUAAUGACACAGCUGCUGUGGCUUACGAUCCCACGGAAAAUGAAUGCUACCUUACUGCGCUGGCUGAGCAGAUCCCCAGAAAUCAUUCCAGCAUCGUUACCCAACAAAAUCAGGUGUAUGUGGUAGGAGGGCUGUAUGUGGAUGAAGAAAAUAAAGAUCAGCCCCUACAGUCCUACUUCUUCCAGCUUGAUAAUGUAGCAUCUGAGUGGGUUGGACUCCCACCUCUGCCUUCAGCUAGGUGUCUCUUCGGUCUGGGAGAGAUAGAUGACAAAAUCUAUGUAGUUGCAGGCAAAGACCUUCAAACAGAGGCUUCUCUGGAUACAGUAUUAUGCUAUGAUCCUGCGGCAGCCAAAUGGAAUGAAGUUAAAAAGCUUCCUAUCAAAGUCUAUGGCCAUAGUGUGAUUUCACAUAAGGGGAUGAUAUAUUGUCUUGGAGGAAAGACAGAUGAUAAAAAAUGUACAAACAGAGUGUUUAUCUACAACCCCAAAAAAGGAGAUUGGAAAGAUCUGGCUCCAAUGAAAAUCCCUCGUUCCAUGUUUGGAGUGGCAGUCCAUAAAGGCAAAAUUGUGAUUGCUGGAGGUGUCACUGAAGACGGUCUUUCAGCUUCAGUUGAAGCUUUUGACCUCAACACCAAUAAGUGGGAAGUAAUGACUGAAUUUCCCCAAGAGAGAAGUUCCAUCAGUUUGGUCAGCUUGGCUGGAUCCCUGUAUGCUAUCGGUGGUUUUGCCAUGAUUCAGCUGGAAUCUAAAGAAUUUGCACCCACUGAAGUCAAUGACAUAUGGAAGUAUGAAGACGAUAAAAAAGAAUGGGCUGGGAUGCUGAAGGAAAUACGUUAUGCUUCAGGAGCCAGUUGCCUAGCAACACGGUUAAAUCUCUUCAAACUGUCUAAGCUAUAAACAAGAAGGUGAAAAACAUAAUAGAUAGGGAGGUGGUCUGUUUGGAUAAUAGGGCCUUAAUUUAUUGUUUUUAAAAAGCCUAUACAGAGAUUCCAUGUAGAAAUUACUGUGUUACUGUCCAAGAGAUUAGCAGUGGGCAUCAAAACCUCAAAGUUAUUGAAUCUUCAAUAUAACAAUCAGAGCUUAAAAAAGUAAUAAAUAUUAAAUUGAACAGAUUAUUUCUCUUGUUAAUCUGUCUCAAUCAAUUAUAAAGGAGCUUCCUAAAUUUGAGUUUAUUGAUCCUUUCAUUUGCAUUGUUAAAGUGCCUUUACACUCCUUUUUCUAUUAUAAAUGAAACUGGAGAAUGAAAUAUGUACAUUUACAUUAAAAAAAAUUUUUAAUAGCAAAAACCUUUCUUCAUGCUUCAAGAUAUAAUAAGAACCCUGUGCAAUAUAUUAAAGAUUAUAUGCUGUGAGAAAACUUUGGAAAUGGAAUAAAUGGAUUUCAUUUGAAUUUUAAAUUUAAAACCAGUAAAUCAGUCUUCAAGUCCUUAACUGCAGUAUCUGUAGUAGAAGGAUUGGGAGGCAAUCUUAGGAAAAGGAUUGAUUCCUUAACUGCUGGGGCAGAAUUUGGGGCCAGCGGGUGGUAUGGAGAAAGGUGUGUAUUCAUUGCUUUGAGUUUUAUCUAUACUUUAAAGAGCUACCUAUUUGCAAAUUUCUGAUAGAAGAAGGAUGACUGUAUUAUUCUAUUUUCUGGGAUGUAAAACCCUACAUUCAAGUUGUUUGUUCUUAGCAUACACAGUAAGAUGACAUCUCGGUCUGUCCAAAACCAUUACAUUCUAUUGUCUGCAAGUCAUGAACUAAUCAUCGCUUAUGGGUCUCAUGUGCUUUCACAGACAUAUUUGACUUCUAGCCUUACAUGUGUUAUUUUCUGAGAGGCCUGACUUGGAACUGACUUGGAGUAUUCCAUUAUUACUUGUUAAGCAACUGCAUAAAAAGAUGAAUGUUCAUAUUCAUAAAAUAAAGCUAUAGCUUUAUUUUCUGCAUCAUAAAUAUGGAAACAUUCAAUAAAAUUCAGUCUUACUAUGGA